AUGAAGGGUACCAUGGUCAUACCAACACCAGCUGCACUCAUGCAGCCCCAAACAAGUAUAGAACCUUCACCGUGUUUCACUGUGGGUCACAAGUUUUAUGAAUUAUUCAUUUCAUCGCCCUUCGGUGAUGUUACCUAUCCCAACAUGUAUAUUUCGGAAUAUGUUUGGCAUAACGUUGAUACACUUCCAAAACAAACUGCAUUGGAAUGUGGUAUUACCGGUAGGAAAUAUACGUACGGUCAAACAAGGAAAGCUACAAAUUACAUUGCAAGAAGUUUAAGAAAUUUAAAUUUCAAGGAAGAUGAUUUUAUUGCCUUGAUGGCACCCAAUUUGCCAGAAUGGAGUUUAGCUUUCUUCGGUAUUUUGGAGGCAGGUCUCAACGUCACAACUAUCAAUCCACAAUACACGAUUAUUUUACGAAGAACAAUAACGUUAUACAAUUACGUCAACGAAAAUUACGAAUUGAUAAUCGAUGGAUUUAAAAAUUUAUAUGAUUUGAUUAAUCGCGGUAAGAAUUUUCCGCCAUUGAAAAUCUUAAACCGUUCCAUAAAUGAUUUCGCAGUUUUACUUUUUUCGAGUGGGACAACAGGAUUGCCGAAAGAUGUGAUGUUAACGUAUACUAAUUUAGUUGCAAAUAUGGAAAUGAGCAAAAAAUUUCACUUUCGUGUAAAUCAAGAAGUUAUAGAAGUAUUCUUACCUUUCUUUAACAUUUUCGGCAUGAACGGUAUCUUGUUACCUUGUCUGAUGACUGGAGUAAAACUCGUUACUCUUACCAGAUUCUAACCGCAUACAUUUAUCGACGUUCUCAUUGAACAUAAGGUACAAAAAUUUUAA
Polistes dominula (European paper wasp) is the source of this 834-nucleotide messenger RNA. RefSeq names its product probable 4-coumarate--CoA ligase 1. Lineage: Eukaryota; Metazoa; Arthropoda; Insecta; Hymenoptera; Vespidae. The record is from RefSeq and is a predicted model, not a curated record.